Phytophthora nicotianae INRA-310 is the source of this 756-nucleotide messenger RNA. RefSeq lists its product as hypothetical. NCBI's taxonomy places the organism in Eukaryota, Oomycota, Peronosporomycetes, Peronosporales, Peronosporaceae. The transcript is spliced from 2 exons. Bases 1 to 756 code for a protein of 251 amino acids. The record is from RefSeq and is a predicted model, not a curated record.
AUGGCUCCGUCAAGAAAUCGCACAGUACGCACACAAGAUGACGAAGAUGAGGAUGCUCGCUCGCGUUGGGACGCGUUAUUUGUAGCCGAGGAUGUUAGGUCUCGAGCUCUGAAUAGGAUCGAGAUUGCAGCAGACCGAGACGACGAUUCUGACGCUGAGUUUUCGACCGCUUCUCCCGUGUAUGACCGCUGUCUACGCGUACAAGGUCCCGAUCGUGUGCUUAGAAUGUGCAACUUCGCACCCAUUGAGUUUGAACGGCUAUGGGAGCUUUUGGAAGAUCAUGUCUUAUCUAAAUGGGGCGUGGGAAGAGGCAAGAAGUGCAAGACAUCCCCAAAGGACGUGCUUUUCAUGAUGCUAGCUGCGCUGAAGCAUUGUGGAAACUGGGAAACAGUGUCAUCAAUGUUUGACAUGGAUGCCUCGGCAUUUCAAAAGAUGAUAAAGAAGUACAUCGACAUGUACGAACCCUUCUUGUACACGCACCUAGUCAAAGGGCAUGAGGCGCAACUGACGUCACGUUCCAACUCGCCGUUCGCCCCACUGGAAACUUUCACGAGACUAUACGGUCAUAAAGUAGAGGUUUCAGUGCUCCCUACAGGCGUGGCAAUUAAUUGCACUGCGUUCGAGCCUGGCGCGGUAUCUGACAUUACCAUGUUCAACGGGAACGCUGAAUUCCACAGGUCAGCGUUGCGAAAGCAACAAGAUGAAGGAACUCUCUACGAUGACGGCCCUGGUGUCGACAAGUUCGAAGAAUUUUAG